AUUUUGAGAAUCCAGCAAUCACACGAUUACCAUUCCCAAAGCUUCAACUCUAGGGCCUGACGUAUUUGACAUGGAUAAGCCUGUAGUUUUUAAAUACGAAGAUAUUUUUUCCUCAACUGAUGGUUUCUCUGAUUCAAAUCUACUUGGGCAUGGAACAUAUGGUUCUGUUUAUUAUAGCCUCCUUCUCGACCAGGAAGUUGCUAUUAAAAGAAUGACAGCUACUAAAACAAAAGAAUUUAUGUCAGAGAUGAAAGUUUUGUGCAAGGUUCAUCAUGCUAAUCUGGUAGAGUUGAUUGGCUAUGCAGCUAGUCAUGAGGAGCUUUUCCUAGUUUAUGAAUAUGCUCAGAAGGUCCCCCAAACAAAAGAUAUUGAAAAGAGUAAAAUAUAA
Cajanus cajan (pigeon pea) is the source of this 388-nucleotide messenger RNA. The record is from RefSeq and is a predicted model, not a curated record. NCBI's taxonomy places the organism in Eukaryota, Viridiplantae, Streptophyta, Magnoliopsida, Fabales, Fabaceae.